This is a messenger RNA of Darwinula stevensoni, 1448 nucleotides long. The record is from the annotation of a GenBank genome assembly. NCBI's taxonomy places the organism in Eukaryota, Metazoa, Arthropoda, Ostracoda, Podocopida, Darwinulidae.
AUGGGAUCAGCAAAUUCUGGUGCUGUGGAGUUUGGGUCUUAUGAUUUCUUUGAAUGGGAGAUGGAAUUUCAGAAGAACAAAUCAACUGUGAAGGCUCAAGAAUCAAUGCAGCAUGGCUACCAUUUCUGCUCUGAGUUUCUGGAUGCCAUAUCCUUGCAUUUGAGGGACUGUCUCGGUGAAGAGAAUCAAGGAUUGGGCUGGACCAUCGGGAGACAUUGGGAAGGCUCAUGGCCGUGGUCCAAUUCCCUGGGUGGAGAAAUACUGCCCAAUCUUCUCUUUUAUGGGCCACCUGGAACAGGAAAGACAUCCACCAUCUUGGCUGCUGCGCAUCAGCUGUUUGGGGAACAUUUUUCAGCACGAGUUUUGGAACUAAAUGCAUCUGAUGAGAGAGGUAUUCAAGUUAUCAGGGAGAAGGUGAAGAAUUUUGCUCAACUCACUGUCAGUACCUCAGCAAAAAAGGAUGGGAAGCCUAUCCCUCCAUGGAAGUUAGUGAUUUUGGAUGAAGCAGACUCCAUGACCAACGCUGCCCAAUCUGCUCUUCGUCGAACCAUGGAGAAGGAGACGAGAAGCACUCGUUUUUGCCUCAUCUGCAAUUACAUAAGCCGGAUCAUCGAGCCUCUCACGUCCCGUUGUUCAAAGUUCCGCUUCAAGCCCUUGUCUCAAGACAUCGUCAUGCAACGCCUGAAGGAGAUCUGUGUAAAAGAAAAUGUGAGCUAUGAAGCAGGAGUGCUGGAGGAACUGCAUGGGAUGUCAGAGGGAGACUUGAGGAAGGCCAUUACCCUGCUCCAGAGUGCAGCCCGCCUUCGUCCUCAGGGCAUCGCCACACAGGAUGUCAAUGAAAUAUCAGGGUUCAUCCCCCCUGAGCUGGUUGAGAAGCUCCUGGCAGCAUGCCAGAGCAAUUCCUAUAGUCGCGUGGAAGACGAAGUCAGCCUCAUCCUCCUCGAAGGGUACAGUGCGUUCCAGAUGAUCCUGCAAGUCCACAACUGGGUUGUGGAAUCCCCCUUCAGUGAUGCCCAGAAAGCUACAAUUUGCUAUAAGAUUGCUGUUUGCGAUUCUCGCCUCGGAGAUGGCGCCGACGAAUUCCUGCAACUCAUGGACCUGUGCUGCACCAUCAUGAGGGUGGUGUCUGAAGCCGGCUGACCUUCCAAAGCUAUCCUUAUGAGGGGAAUUUUUAUUGCCCUUGCAAAAAGUUGUCCCUUUCUUGCAAAGUUGCAAGAUAUUUCAUUUUUUUUUCCUCAUCAUUGUUGUUGCCUUCGUGAUUUUCAAUGCAGGCCUUUGCCAGUGCCUUGAUCCACCAAGUCUUCCAGAUGUAGGCAGGGCCAUUCCAGAGUAGCUAGUGAGUCAGUGCAAGGAAAACCGAAGUGUUCUGUCUUAGCAUUUUCGAGGAUAUUCCUCAUUUAUUUUCAUACAGACAUUCAGUGAAUACAGUAAAACUUUGUCAUAUGAAG